This is a messenger RNA of Aedes aegypti (yellow fever mosquito), 1088 nucleotides long. RefSeq lists its product as uncharacterized. The record is from RefSeq and is a predicted model, not a curated record. NCBI's taxonomy places the organism in Eukaryota, Metazoa, Arthropoda, Insecta, Diptera, Culicidae. The coding region runs from base 148 to 1050 and encodes 300 amino acids. The transcript is spliced from 2 exons.
CUUCAAACGUUUUGUUUACUGUGCUGCUCUCAAGAUGUCCAUCAAAAGUGCUUCGCGCGCGCAUACCAUCUAGUUUUUAGCUAACAAUUUUUAAACAAUAGUUUUUGUAAUAAUAGUAAUGUACGUAUCUGUGGAUAAGGCCUCAAAAUGAACAACGCACCGUUUAGAGCCAAAUUCAACUGGGUGGCCAUUGAAGGCGAUGUGGCCCGCCAUGUAUCGUACAACAUCCAGGCAAAUGAAACGACCAAUCCAAUCCCACAAGAGAAGCUUCUAAACCCUGACGCCUGCAUAGUACUAGUACCAGACCCGAAAACGGAGUUCUGUGAGCAAACCAUCAGCGUCAAUCCCGUGUAUCAGAUUACAAAGCUAGCUCUUCUAGCCGAAUGUCGCAGGAUAGAGUCCUUCGUGGGCAAAGCCCCAGAAUACUAUCAAACGCACCAUGGCGAACUGGUGUUCGAUGACGGAACGGAGCUGUUUCGGUUUGAUAUCCAGUUUGAAGUGUGCGGAACCGCUGAGCUCAUCCUUAGAUACAUUACCCCUGCGAAAGGAUCACUUUGCCUGUACGGAACGCAUUUGAUACUCGAGAAAAACUCCAAUCCGCUGGGGAUGUUUGCCAGCGACAGCACGCUGAAUCGUGCCAUGAUUGAUCUGCGGGUGAAUGACUCCAAACUGUCGGAGAAGGCAGCCCGUUGCAAGCAGUUUGUGCUGGAUUCGAUGGCCCUGAAUGGUCUCAACGCACAGAAACUAUUCCAGAACAUGAUGAACUAUAACAUAGCCAAUUCGGCUUCCUCAGCUGGACCAACGACAAGUGCUGGGCGAGGCGGAUCUACACGACCAGCGCGAUGUCCGCCGGAAAACGACUGCGACGAAGCUUCUCCCUUAGGGACCAGUGGGUCCUCUUUCGGUGAAUUAGUAGCCAAGCAAUACAUGGACGCCAAAUUCACCGCAUUGGAAGCCAAAAUCGACGCCAAACUGGAAGCGCUCGAAUCUCGCCAGAACCAAAAGCUAGAUGAAAUUUUGACCCUGCUGAAAAGCAUUAGUACGAAAUGAAUGAAAUAAAAAGUUCCUUUAUGUUAGAUUUUAAAUAC